CUGGUGCGGCGGUGCGCACACCCCAAAUUUCAAAUGUCAAACACCGAAGAGCUCGAAAUUUCACCUAAUUAUGAUUAUGAUGAUGACUACUACUGCGCCACCGACGAAGGAGAAGAAGAGGAAUUCGGUGGGGGAGUGAAAGCGGAAAGCAACAGGUUCCCUGAUAAGGUGGUGCGGCUGAGCCCAUUUUUUGGCGGCGGCGGCGGCGGGAAGAGCUCAGGAGAAUGCCGCAGCUGGAAUGGGGCGGCGCUGAUGAUGCUAUUGUGCGCCGCGGGCCUAAUCGUGGACCCUCUGUUCUUCUACGCUUUCUCCAUCAGCGACAGCUGCAUGUGCCUCUUCGUCGACGGGUGGUUCGCCGCAGCCGUGACGGUUCUUCGCUGCAUCAUCGACGCCGUGCAUCUUUGCGACUUGUGGUUGGCGUCGAUCAGAAGAAGGAAACGCCGCACCGACACCGCCACUUGCGGCCGUCCUGUCACUGCUCCUCCGUAUCUUCAAGGGAGUUUCCUGCAGCUCUUCCUCAUCCUUCCUUUGCCGCAGAUAAUGUUAUGGGUAGCAAUUCCAGCAUACCUAGAGAAGGGGUUAAUCACAAAUGUGAUGACGUUACACUUAAUCGUCUUCCUCACCCAAUAUGUUCCAAAGAUCUAUUUUUCCGUUGUCCUCUUAUGGCAGAUGCACGACCUAACUAGCUACACCGUUUGGUGUGGGAUCGCUCUCAACAUGAUGGCAUAUUUCAUCGCCUCUCAUGCAGUAGGGGCAUGUUGGUUUUUGCUAGGAAUACAAAAUGUUGUCAAGUGCUUGAAAGAGAAAUGCACAACGAAUAAGGAUUGCCGACCCAUAUUCCUAACUUGCAAGGACCCAUUUUACUAUAGAACAACAAGCACCGUAAGCUGCAGCGGCCAAACCUCUAGAAAUGCCCGCUUGCUAUGGGGGGAGAACCGCCAUGUAAGGAUGACCUGUUUGGACACUGAUGACAACAACUUUGCGUAUGGAACUUAUUAUGAAUGGACCAUUCAACUCGUUACGAAUGAGAACCCUUUGGAAAAGAUUCUCCUUCCCAUCUUUUGGGGACUCAUGACUCUCAGUUUUGGUAACUUGAAGAACAUGACUGAUGAACUUGAAGUGAUUUUCAUGAUCCUCAUUCUCACAAGUGGGGUACUUCUAGUUACCAUGUUUAUUGGCAGCACCAAGGUGUUUUUUCGUUCAAUGACGUCAAAGAAGCAAGCAGUGCACUUGAAGAUGAGAAACAUAGAAUGGUGGAUGAAGAAAAGACGGUUGCCACCCAAGAUAAUACAAAGGGUGAGAAACUACAAGUGGCAACGCUGGGCAGCGAUGGGAGGCAUGGAAGAUGAGUGGGAAAUGUUACAAGAUAUUCCCCAAGGACUUAGGAGAGACAUCAAAUAUCAUCUUUGCUCUAACUUGAUUAGGCAGGACUAUUCUGAGCUAAACAGGUCAAAAAUCAUCCAAGGGAACGAGAUUGGACCUUAAAAGAUCAAGGAAAGUGCAAGGAGGCAAGAAAGAUUUCGAUUUGGAAAAAUUACUCAUGUACCCAGUCGGGUAUAGGAAAUACUCGAUCAGGUAUUUGCUUGAUUCGAUUGUCCAAAUCAAAUCCGAGAACAAAUGAUCGUGGGAGCAAAUUUUCGUGAAGAUUUGUCACAUACCCGGUCGGGUAUCAGACCCUGCAGUUCCCAAAAGCCUAUAAAUACACCCCUUUCCUUCUCAAUAAAAUAACCAAUUCACAUAUACUCUUUAGCUCAGUUUAGUUUAGUAUUUUCUUUAUAUUUUCUAUCAUGUUUAGUCUCCAAAUGAAGAACUAAAGUCUUCCAUCUUGGUUUUGCUACUUUGAAGCUUAUUGGAUUGUAAGUUGUGAGUUAUUUUCUUUAAUCUUC
Messenger RNA from Cuscuta epithymum, 1886 nucleotides. NCBI's taxonomy places the organism in Eukaryota, Viridiplantae, Streptophyta, Magnoliopsida, Solanales, Convolvulaceae. The record is from the annotation of a GenBank genome assembly.